AUGGGUAGCAUUACAGAGGUGUUUAAAAAUGACCCUCUCCACCUUGACUCUGCCAUUCCCCUUGAUUUUGAUACACUCAAGUCUGUUCCAGAGUCACAUGAAUGGGCUCUGGAGCCCUCAAAUCAUUCCCUUGAUUCAUCCAAGAUGUUGCCGGUGAUUGAUCUCACACAUCCUGAUGCACCACACCUUGUAGCCCAUGCAGCCAGGACUUGGGGGAUUUUCCAAAUUGUGAACCAUGGGGUGCCUUUGGGACUGAUGCAGAGUGUUGAGAGUGAGGCAAGGAGGCUGUUCAAUCUCCCAACUCAGGACAAGAUGAAGGUUUUACGGUCCCCGGAGAACCUGGCAGGCUAUGGCGUGGCUCGGAUUGCGCCUUUUUAUGACAAGUGUAUGUGGCAUGAAGGCUUCACUAUCCAUGACUCUUGUGUUGGUCAUGCUAAGAUACUUUGGCCCCAUGAUUAUGAGAGCUUUUGGUGA
Molecule: messenger RNA, 474 nt
Organism: Daucus carota subsp. sativus
Lineage: Eukaryota; Viridiplantae; Streptophyta; Magnoliopsida; Apiales; Apiaceae
Product: gibberellin 3-beta-dioxygenase 1-like
Exons: 1
Coding region: 1-474 (157 amino acids)
Biological process (GO): response to light stimulus; gibberellin biosynthetic process
Molecular function (GO): gibberellin 3-beta-dioxygenase activity
Source: RefSeq, a predicted model, not a curated record